Molecule: messenger RNA, 860 nt
Organism: Gymnodraco acuticeps
Lineage: Eukaryota; Metazoa; Chordata; Actinopteri; Perciformes; Bathydraconidae
Gene: cep20
Product: centrosomal protein 20
Biological process (GO): microtubule anchoring; cilium assembly
Cellular component (GO): centrosome; ciliary basal body; motile cilium
Molecular function (GO): protein binding
Source: RefSeq, a predicted model, not a curated record
GAAGAAGUGGAAGACAGUCGUUUGUUUACACUUGUUGCAAUGGCGACCAUCACUGAACUGAAGUGUGCGGUGAGGGAAACGCUGGAGUCCCGGGGUGUGCUGGGCCAGCUGAAGGCUCGCAUCCGGGCAGAGGUGUUCAGCGCCCUGGACGACCAGCGGGAGCCUCGCCCGCCGUUGUCCCACGAAAACCUGCUCAUCAACGAGCUCAUCCAGGAGUACCUGGAGUUCAACAAGUACAGAUAUACUGCUUCAGUCCUGACAGCAGAGUCAUGCCAACCUGAAGUUCCCUUGGACAGACCGUUCCUGGCCAAUGAGCUGAAGGUCACUGAGGAUACAAGCUCCAAGUCUGUACCUCUCCUCUAUGGCUUGGUGAGCCACUUUGUAAACAGCGGUGAUAAUGUUGGAAAGGUGUUUCUGCGAGGUGCCUCUCUGCCUGCUGGGACUUCUGCCAGCAACACUGUACCUGGACCUGAUGCAUAAAUGGUGGUGUUUUUUAAACCGCAUUGAGAGGCCUUUCAACACUGUCUUUUGGCAGGAUUAAAUGAUAAUCUCCCAUUUUCAUUGAGUGUAAUCCACAGGCAUUACAGCAUGGACUCUAUGAAUGCUGGUCAAAGAAAGGCUCAAAUCCUUAGUAAUGCUUCAUGCAGUUUGUUGCCGAUUAUCUCACAUGACCUUUUAUUGGUUUAGGUCAAAAUAUCUGGCAAUACUGAUAGCUUCAGCAUGCAUUAGUCCUUAUUGCAUGGUUUUUCAAUAAUUCAGGACUGAAAGUUAAGAUAACAUUCUCUAUUUUAUUUUACAAAUGUUUGAUACUUUUAUAAUUUAUUUUAAUUGUUCAAAAAUAAAAAAAUAAUAUGUAUUCA